Molecule: messenger RNA, 1602 nt
Organism: Rotaria sp. Silwood2
Lineage: Eukaryota; Metazoa; Rotifera; Eurotatoria; Philodinida; Philodinidae
Source: the annotation of a GenBank genome assembly
AUGAAUACAAUUUAUUCUCAUCAUCAUAAUUUACCAUUCGAAAUUUUAUUAAUAUUAAAUAAAAAUUGUACAUUAUAUUUACAUGUUAUUCAUUUAUUAGAUCGUAAACAUACAUCAAUGUAUACAGUUCAACAAGAAUUGAAUUAUGAAAAUAUUUCACUCAUUAUUCAUUUAUCAAUCAAUAUCGUCGAUGUUAAUGAUCAUAUACUACAAUUAGAAAAUAAACAUUAUCAUUUUAUUGUACAAGAAAAUAUUCUACCAGGAACAUUUAUUGGACGUGUACAAGUCUAUAAUGCACAAGUUUUCUUUGAUGGUUAUAUAUUCUAUAUAUUAUAUGGUAAUGAUCUUAUACAAUUAGAUAAUCAAAUAGUGUUUCGCAUUGAUCAAAAUACAGGAGAUAUCUUUCUAUUUGAUUAUGAACUUGAUUAUGAAAUAAAACGAGAAUAUAAAAUUAUGGUUGAAGCAAAAGGUUAUUAUGAAGAUAUUGCAACCGGUAUGCGGACAUAUGUAUCAUCGUUUGCAGAUAUUAUGAUUACUGUUGAAGAUGUAAAUGAUGAAAAACCACAAAUUAUUUUUAUUAUGCCAGAUGAAAAUAAAAAUGAAAAUAAUGCGAAAACUAUGAGUAUAUCAGAACCACAGUUAAAUGAAGAACAAAAUCGUUUCAUAAAUUUAUUUCGUUCAAGUAUAAAUCUUAUUGAAAAUGAUGCUGAAAUGAUUUGUUUAACUAAAGAAGAAUCUUUACCAGCCAAUACUCUUCUUGCAUUACUUCAUUUGUAUGAUAAUGAUCAAAUAUCAAAUGGAAGUUUAUCACUGAAUUUACAAACAUAUGUUCAAUGUUCACGAGAAGAAAUUUUUCUAAAUAAUAUACCAUUUUGUCAUCUAUCAAAUUUUUUUCAUUUAACUAUUUUUCGUGCAAAUGUCUAUGGUCUAUUUAAUUCUCGAAUAUUAGAUCGUGAAGAACAUGAAAAUUAUAUAAUACAUUUAGUAGCAAAUGAUAAUGAUAAUCAAUCAAUAGAAAUGAAUACAGCAUCCAGUUCAUUUCAAUCGGAAUUAUUUAUUUAUUUAAUACUUCUCGAUAUAAAUGAUAAUGUUCCUAUAUUUGAUCGAACUUAUUUUUAUAUUAAAAUUGAUGAAAAUCUACCAAGAAAAACAAUUAUAACUCAUUUAAAUGCAUAUGAUAAUGACAAAGGUAGAAAUGGAACUGUUCAUUAUGAACUUAUGGUUAAAAAACAACAAUUUUUUUCAAUUGAUAACUACUCAGGAGUUUUACGUACUAAACGUAAACUUGAUAGAGAACAAUGCCAAUGGUAUCGUAUAGGCAUACGUGCAUAUGAUCUUGGUUAUCCAAUACGAAGAUAUUCAUCUAUAGUUAUAGUUGAUGUAGAAAUUAAUAAUAUAAAUGAUCAUGUUCCUUAUUUUACACAAGAUAUCUAUUAUUUCAAUAUAGAAGAAAAUACAUCAAUAGGUAAAAUAGUUGGAAGAUUAACAAUUGAAGAUAAAGAUGAACAAGAAUCAAUUGAACAAAUGAUCGAUUUGUCAACUAUUGAUGAUCGAGACAUUGCAACAUUCAACUCAAACAUAUCAAAUAAAAUAUCACGGUAA